Messenger RNA from Notolabrus celidotus (New Zealand spotty), 1815 nucleotides. RefSeq names its product nuclear receptor subfamily 1, group H, member 5 (gene nr1h5). Gene Ontology annotation, molecular function: nuclear receptor activity; RNA polymerase II cis-regulatory region sequence-specific DNA binding; zinc ion binding. The record is from RefSeq and is a predicted model, not a curated record. The transcript has 10 exons. The coding region runs from base 1 to 1479 and encodes 492 amino acids. Lineage: Eukaryota; Metazoa; Chordata; Actinopteri; Labriformes; Labridae. Gene Ontology annotation, biological process: bile acid signaling pathway; positive regulation of transcription by RNA polymerase II; negative regulation of inflammatory response.
AUGAGAGAGUGGACUGAGUGGGAGAUGAGCUUUUCAGCAGGAGGGUUUCUCUCCUCCUCGGAUGGGUACUGCUCCUCAGAGCAGCUCCAGUACUAUGACAUGCUGGCAGACCCUCUGGGCUACCCCCUGCAAGACCCGGACCUCCAGCUGCUCCCUUACAGCCAACAACAGUACAACCCUGCCAACCUGCCCUUCCCUCUCUAUGGCUCUCCCCCUUCCUCCACCUCCUCUCCCUCCUCCUGCUCUUCAUCUUCACAGCCCUGCCAUCCUCAGUACCUCUACAGCCCUCACUGCCUGGAGGCCCCCUGUGACCCCAGCCCAGAUCCCCACUGUGGGGGUCUGGUUCAGGGACUCGGGGUGGCAGGGCUGCCUCUGGGGCGGAGGACUCGGGUGGGGUUGGGAGGGAAGGGCAGAGGUCAGGAUGAGCUGUGUGUGGUGUGUGGGGAUAAGGCAUCAGGGUAUCACUACAACGCUCUCACCUGUGAGGGGUGCAAAGGUUUCUUCAGACGUAGUGUAACUAAGAAGGCGGUGUAUCACUGUAAAAGUGGAGGUGGGUGUGAGAUGGACAUGUACAUGAGGAGGAAGUGCCAAGACUGCAGGCUGAGGAAGUGCCGCGCUGUGGGAAUGCUGGCUGAGUGCCUUCUGACGGAGGUGCAGUGUCAGUCCAAACGACUAAGAAAGGGAGGAAAAGGCAGAGGGCAGGAGGAGGAGGAGAACACAGACAGCAGGAGGGUCAGCUCUACCAGCAGACUACCUGGACAGGCUCUGUCUGCCAGUCUAACUCGAGAACAGAGGUACACAGUGGACAGGAUGGUGGAUGCUCACAGACAGUACAGAGCUCAGGACAGCAGCCACUGCAGGUUUGAGUGGCCAUGCACAGAAGACGGGGAGAGCCUGUCUGAGGUUUUAUCUCCAAACCUGCAAAGACUGCUGCAGUUUGCCCGGACAGUGCCAGGUUUUGACCUCCUGGAUUUCUCAGACCAGAGCUCUCUGCUGUCCAUCUCCUCUCUGGAGGUCAUGUUCCUGCUCUCUGCUCAGCAGUUCUCUCACAAUCCAACAAGCCCCAGUCCAGCCCUGCAGCUUUUUAGUAUGUCAACACACAACUGGAUGAGAAAUGUGGAGUCAAAAGAAAACCUGCACAGUCGGACGCCGGUCAACUCAGGAGGAAGUGAGGAUCUCUUCGGCCCUGUGCUCAGCUUCUUCCACAGCAUGGCGACGCUGCGGGUCACGGAGUCUGAAUACACGCUGCUCACAGCCACAGCUCUGCUCUGCUCAGACCGUGCAUCCUUGCAUGCAGCCAGCUGUGUUGAGAAAAUGCAAGAACUGAUCCUGGAUCUGCUGUCCAGACUGUGUGGGGCCCAGUCUGGAGCUGCACGAGGGGGACCACAGCGUUUUGGCCGUCUGCUGGGCAGACUGACGGAGCUACGAACCCUUCGUCACAACUACCUCCUUCUGAUGAGACAGCAGUCUGGACUCUGACAGAGAGGACAUGAAAGAAGUGGAGAAAACCAGCACAAUCAUCUCUGGGGAGUUUCAUGUGUAAAUGUGAAGACGUGUGGGUCCUGAGUGAGCUGAGAAGUUGUACAAAGGUGGUUCUUUUUUUUUUUUACCUGGUAAUGAUGUACUGACCCACAAAUUCUGACUUCAGUUCAUUCAGUCCUGCAGUCAGUGUUGAAUUUUAGCUUUUGAUGUAAUUUUAAUGUGAAAAUAAACUUUUUUAGUUUGUUUGAAAAAAAAAGAAAUGUCAUGGUAAAUUUUUGUAACUGUUGUAAACAACUAAGAUGUAAACUAAGAGAGGUUUCAAAUAUGCUUUGU